AUGCCUCAGCACCAUCGUGCCCAUGGCGAGGACUUCACUCAAGAUCUUGCGAACAUCGAUAGCAGCUCCGCCACUGACUCAACAGAUUCUGAUGGUGACGAGUCCAACAAUGAUACAGAUUUACUGCAAGUUCAGACCGCAAUUGCAGCACCUCCUCUUAAUGCAUCUGCUGAAGGAAAGUAUCGGGAGGCUCUGAAGAAGAACGCUCUUCUCGAGGCCACACUUUCAAAAGGCCGGAAGACGAAGCUUACUAAUAAAGACCUUGCGCUCGCCGCUAAGGAAGAUAUCAUCAAGAACUAUGGGUGCAAGUUUUCUGUAACACACUGCCUCUGGGUUGAGACCACCAUUUUUCCCUUGCGCACACCACCUCCCAAUAUUGAUCUCACGAGCAAAGAGCAGUGGCUCUCUCCGAUGUCAAUUCAGGAUGGUGUUAAAGCCGAGCUCUUUCGUUUCAUUCUGCCUGCGGACCAUGGCAUGAUGGCCCAUAAGAACUUCAGUUCUCAUUUUGUCAAAGGCAUCAAUAGUGUUCACGUGGAAAUGGUUUCAGAUGUCAAGUCCUGCGCAGCUGCCAUUUUCAAUCUUGAUGCAAAGUUCUUCAUAUGA
This is a messenger RNA of Suillus subalutaceus, 603 nucleotides long. RefSeq lists its product as uncharacterized. Bases 1 to 603 code for a protein of 200 amino acids. The transcript has 3 exons. The record is from RefSeq and is a predicted model, not a curated record. Lineage: Eukaryota; Fungi; Basidiomycota; Agaricomycetes; Boletales; Suillaceae.